AUGCAUGCAGCUGGAGAUUACGCAAUCAUUUCGACGGGGGACACCAAGCGGACACCUGACAAGGUCAGAGACACAUUCCUGAACGACCCUGCAGUCAUUCUGAUUGUGGUGGUCGUGGUCAUGUUCUUCAUCACCUUCUGCGGCUGCAGCAGAGCCCUGCGAGAGAACGUUCACCUUCUGAAGGCAUUCUCCUUCAGUCUGACUUUGGUCUUAUUCACUCAGCUGGCCAUAGCUGUCCUAGGCUUAUUCUACUCAGACCAGGUACGAGACGCUCUGGAAAGGUUUGUGAAAAAAUCUAUUGUGUACUAUAGGGAUGACCUGGAUCUGCAGAACCUCAUGGACUACAUUCAGAGAGAGAUUGCAGGCAUUGUUCUCUCCCAGAUCCUCAUAUCUCAGAUGCAGGAUGAGAUCAGCUCAGUGUGA
Molecule: messenger RNA, 423 nt
Organism: Oncorhynchus kisutch (coho salmon)
Lineage: Eukaryota; Metazoa; Chordata; Actinopteri; Salmoniformes; Salmonidae
Product: tetraspanin-33-like
Exons: 5
Coding region: 1-423 (140 amino acids)
Cellular component (GO): plasma membrane
Source: RefSeq, a predicted model, not a curated record